AUGGGUGUACCCGGUCCUAACACAGAGAGCUUGGAAAAUCUCGAGAAGCGUUUUUCGGACGAUAUACUCAGGAUUGAACUUUCGGGCCCGAAACAGCGGCAUCUCAGCGUGGUCGAUGUGCCCGGUCUGUUUCAUAAUCCCACAAAGUACCAGACGGCCGAGGACCGUGUCAUCAUUCGAAAUCUGAUCGAGAGUUAUAUAAUUGACAAACGAACAAUCAUUCUCGCAGUGAUGGACGCGAGAAACAACCUUGCAAAUCAAGAGGU
Molecule: messenger RNA, 266 nt
Organism: Aspergillus thermomutatus
Lineage: Eukaryota; Fungi; Ascomycota; Eurotiomycetes; Eurotiales; Aspergillaceae
Exons: 3
Source: RefSeq, a predicted model, not a curated record